Molecule: messenger RNA, 1080 nt
Organism: Lathyrus sativus (Indian pea)
Lineage: Eukaryota; Viridiplantae; Streptophyta; Magnoliopsida; Fabales; Fabaceae
Source: the annotation of a GenBank genome assembly
AUGGAUAAUGCAUCUCUGCAAAAUGGCAUUAAGUUGCAAGCAAAGCAUUCAUGGGUCACUUUACAUUCGCUUCUUCAUUCUGAAAGAAUUUCGUACCGUCAAAAUGGGUAUAUAUGGUUAGGGGAUCUGCUUAUUGCUGAAAUUAGUGAGGAGAGAGAUGGAAAUAUAUGGUCGAGUAUCAGAUACUUCCAGCAGGAAAUUGCUCAAGCAGGAACUCAGGAUUUUUUGGAUACAUCAAAUAUUCCUUUGUCCAUUUUACUUCUGUGUGGCCUUCUAAAGUCCAAAUACAACUACAUUAGAUGGGGAUUUUUGUUUGUUCUUGAAAGACUUCUUAUGAGGUUCAAAUUUUUUCUAGAUGAGCAUGAAAUGCAGCUAUCAAACAGCAAAACUCUGGAGCAUGGCAAGAAAGAUUGGCAUCUUGAGAAAGCCAAUGCAGUCAUCGACAUAAUGAGCAGUGCUUUGUCUUUGGUGUUUCAGAUAAAUGAAACAGACCAUAUCAAUAUUCUGAAGAUGUGUGACAUACUAUUCUCUCAAUUGUGCUUAAGAAUUCCUCCUGCUACCGCUCCACCCUUUGGUGAUGAUGUGCAGCAAGAUAGAAAUAUAAAUCUCACUAGUGUAAGCAAAAAAUAUGACAUUGAUAAUCAUGUUCCCAAACAAGAUACCUUCCUCUGGGAUGAACACAAGGAAGAAUCUAAUAGAAGACCUGGCUACCCUAAUAACUACCUUCCAGAUCACGAGACGGCAUCAAUGGCAGCUCUUCUCCAAGGACGAGCUAUUGUCCCCAUGCAGUUAAUUGCACGUGUUCCUGCUGCCUUACUAUAUUGGCCGCUCAUUCAAUUAGCAGGCGCAGCAACUGAUGAUAUUGCUUUAGGAGUUGCCGUUGGAAGUAAAGGAAGAGGAAAUCUGCCUGGUGCCACAUCAGAUAUUCGGGCUAUACUUAUCUUGCUUCUUAUUGGUAAAUGCUCAGCAGAUCCUGUUGUUUUCCAGGAAGUAGGCCAGGAACAAUUUUUCAGGGAACUUUUGGACGACACAGAUUCAAGAGUGGCAUAUUAUUCAUCUGCUUUUCUUCUGAAGGCAUGA